Messenger RNA from Sugiyamaella lignohabitans, 3339 nucleotides. Its product is annotated as beta-galactosidase. Gene Ontology annotation, biological process: lactose catabolic process. The coding region runs from base 1 to 3339 and encodes 1112 amino acids. NCBI's taxonomy places the organism in Eukaryota, Fungi, Ascomycota, Dipodascomycetes, Dipodascales, Trichomonascaceae. The transcript has a single exon. Gene Ontology annotation, cellular component: beta-galactosidase complex. The record is from RefSeq and is a predicted model, not a curated record. Gene Ontology annotation, molecular function: carbohydrate binding; beta-galactosidase activity.
AUGGCUCCAUCAGCUUCUUCUUCCGCUCCUUCCGUAUCGGAACUACUGGGUUAUAUUGAGAAUCCUAAAAUCUUCCAGGUUAACAAGCUUCCUCCUCGGAGCUACUAUAUUCCUGAAGACUCGAGGCUUUUGAACGGUGCUUGGGAUUUUUUGUACCAUGAAAGCCUGUUAUCUGCAUUUGAGGCAGUAGAUUCGGAGUUCCAAUCGGUGUAUGGACGAGGAAUUGGAGGUGGUGCCGCCGAUAAUGGAGGUAUCAUUGUACCUAAGUCCAAGAACAACUGGUCCGAAAUUGCAGUACCAGGCCAUUGGCAGCUCCAGGGAUUUGGAAAUCCCCAGUAUACCAAUAUCAUGUAUCCAAUUCCUAUGAACCCACCUUAUGUACCCUCUGAGAAUCCUACUGGAGUGUACCGCACCAAGUUCAGUGUAAAAGGUACCAAUAAUGUGCAAAAACAUCGCUUGCGGUUUGAUGGCGUAGACAGUGGCUAUUUUGUGUUUCUAAAUGGCCAUUUUGUAGGUUAUGCUCAAGGAAGCCGUAAUCCUGCUGAGUUUGACGUGUCACAUUUGACUUUGGACCAGGGUGACAACGACCUGGUUGUUGUAGUGGUUCAAUGGUGUGAUGGUUCGUACAUUGAAGACCAGGACCAAUGGUGGAUUUCGGGUAUAUUUCGUGAUGUCAACGUUAUAUCCUAUGAUAACCGUGGCCAUAUCGAAGACUUUCGGUUUGAGACGGUAUCAGUCACUGAUAAUGACUCGGGUGAUGUUCCCAGAUAUCAUUCUAAGCGGGCCAAGGUGUCGGUGUCUACAUCGGUCUUGGCAACCACGGAUUCGUCUCUUCAAGUUGAUGUGUAUGCAGACGGCAAGUCAAUUGCUAGCCAGGUGAGCAAAAUUUCACGUUCGGUUGAAAAAGACGGUUCUCCAGCAAUAAAAGCCGUGAACUUCAGUUUGGAUGUGUUGGAUCCUCAAUUGUGGAGCGCCGAAUCGCCCUAUCUGUACGAGGUACAACUUGUACUAAGGUCAUCGGACUCAUCGUCUGUUCUUCAAAAAAUUGACACCCAUCUUGGUAUUCGUACGAUUGAAAUCAAGGGAGGCCAGUUUCUUGUUAAUAACAACCCUAUUCUGCUUCGUGGAGUUAAUCGUCAUGACGAUAAUAGUGUCAAGGGCCGAGCUGUUUCUGAAGAGGAUGUGAAACAUGAUUUGAGACUCAUGAAAAGGCACAAUAUCAACACCAUUCGUUGUUCACACUACCCAUCUCAUCCUUCGCUUGUACAUUGGGCCGAUGUGUGGGGUUUCUAUAUCAUUGACGAGGCCGACUUGGAAUGCCACGGAUUUGCUUUCACCGAUGCAUUGCGUGAUAUUAACUACAAUCAUGUCAAGGAAGACAGGCAGUUGCCAAGAACAGAUCCCAGUUUCUCUCGUAAACAUGAAGAUUUCACAUCAGAUAACCCGCUUUGGAGAGAAGCUUAUUUAGACAGAGUAAAGCAGCUCGCCAAUAGAGACAAGAACCAUCCCUCGGUGAUUAUGUGGUCUUUAGGUAACGAAGCAUUCUUUGGUGAGAAUCAUGUGGCUAUGUGUGAAUGGCUCCACGAAAAUUUCUCUCAGCCUGUUCACUACGAACAAGACAAUGGCAACAACGAAGCUCACUAUGUGGAUGUGUACAGUCGAAUGUACUCACCCCAUUGGUAUGUGGACGAAGAGCCAAAAAGAGAGGGAAAACCGUUUAUGCUCUGUGAGUAUGGUCAUGCCAUGGGAAAUGGACCAGGAGCGCUCAAGGAUUAUCAGGACUUGUUCUAUAAACAUCCUCGUUUGUUAGGUGGCUGUAUCUGGGAAUGGGCAAAUCAUGGACUUCGUAAGCCAGUCCCUGGCAAAGAAGACGAAUUUUAUUAUGCCUAUGGAGGGGAUUUCGAAGAGCCUGUUCAUGAUGGUACCUUUGUAAUGGAUGGGCUGUGUGACUCUGAACAUGAGCCAACCCCCGGUCUUUAUCAGUAUAAACACAUUAUCCAGCCAGUGGCAUUUACAUUUGCCGAAACCAGCUCCAAAGAUAUUUCCAUCUUUGUGAAGAAUUUGAACGAUCAUAUUGAUCUGUCUGAUAACGUUUACAUUCAAGUGGUUGCCGAGCUUAUUCCAAAUGGACCUCCUGAAGCCAAGUCCUAUGCCAAGCAAAUAAUCUUCGAAAAGAAGUUGGAAAUUGGUGGUCGUAUUCCUCCUGGACAGUCUGCCGAGUACCAAAUCUCUAUUGAUACACAAACCAACAGCCAAUUUCAAAACAGCGAGGUUAUCAUCACGGCCACUGCUCAUAAUACUAAGGCCACUCCAUGGGCCGAAGCUGGUUACGAGAUUGCCCAUGGUCAGCACAAGUUAGUAGGUUCAGGAACUGCUAAAGACUGGAAUUCUGAGCCUAAACCCUCCGCCUUUUCCGUAACUGAAACAUUGGCCUCGUACCAGAUCACCUCUGAAGUCGCGAAGAUCAUUGUCAGUAAAGCUACUGGCAAGUUCAAUAUUUCCGUUAAUGGCAAGCAGCAGAUUAAAGAGGGACCCACUCUAGGAUUCUGGCGAGCACCCACUGAUAACGAUCUUGGUGACUGGGCCUGGCGCUGGCGGGAUUAUCACGUCAACCAUUUGCACGAGUCUGUCGACUCUGUUUCAGUCGAACAGGAAGAACAAGGCAAGCUUGUCAAAGUUAAUAUACACACCUGGAUAUCCCCAGCUGUUGUCAACUGGGGAAUUGACACCAAACUGACCUACACGUUCAGUCACAACAGCGACGGAAGCGCACUGGAAAUCGAUACCACCGCUGACCUGACUCCCAAAGGUCCGUAUGCCGAAACUGUUCCACGAAUUGGACUCGACUUUGUGCUUGAUGAUGCCCUGAGCACUGUCAGAUGGGCCGGUCUUGACGUCGAGUCGUACCCCGACACGAACAUGGGCAAAAUCGGGGUCCACGAAGCCGACAGCGAAAGUCUCUUCUACAGCUACGAAGUGCCUCAAGAAAACGGAAACCGGUCUCAAGUCCGAUGGGUCCAACUCCUUGCCAACUCCAACUCCGUCUCGAACCAACUGUCUUCCCUCUCACUCUCUUCUCCUGCCACCUCCGUCUCAGCAGUAGCCCUCUCCUCGACCCCUGGCGACCUCAUAAACUUCAGUGUCCAACCCUGGACGCCCCUCCAACUCGAAAAGGCCGGCCACCCCUACCAACUGGACCCCGCUCUACGACGUAACAACUUCCGAGUCGACUUCGCCGUCCACGGCAUCGGCAGCGCCUCCUGUGGCCCCGGAGUCCUAGACCAGCACAAACUCAACCUCUCCAAAGCCACACACCGCGUCCGUCUCAUCAUUAGCUAG